AUGAAGGAUUUUGGUGACAUAAGGGAUAAUGUCAAAAUCAGAGACUAUGACACCAUCACAGCUUUCCUUGGAUCUUGGGGACCCUUUCAGGUCAGAAUUUUUUUAGCACUGGCCAUAAGCAUUCUCCCGAAUGGCUUUAUUGGCGGAUACAUAGUAUUUGUAGGUGCUACUCCACUUCAUGAAUGUUAUAUCCCUGAAAACUUCCACAUCAGUGAGAUGUGGAAAAACGUGACAAUCCCACUGGAAACUGUCAAUGGCAUUGCAAAGCGCAGCUCUUGCUCGAGGCUUAACUUGGAAAUUGUCAGGAACUACUCUCAAAAUAAUAUUAUCCCAAACGUUGAUGUGAACGUUAGUGAGAUACCUUGGGAGAGUUGUGUGGAUGGGUGGGUACACAGCAGAAACAUCUACCAGUCAACAAUUGUUUCAGAGUGGGACUUGGUUUGUGAGAAUGCAUACAAACUUCCACUUGCCAGCUCCAUUUAUUAUGUUGGUGUGCUAGUGGGAUCGUUGAUCUCAGGUCUGGUGUCUGACAGAUAUGGAAGGAAACCAAUACUCUUUAUCAUGAUGGUGCUUCAAACUGUGUCAAUCACAGCGCAGAUAUUCUCCCCGAGCUGGGAGAUCUUCACCUUUAUUUUCUUUUUUGUGGGUGCUGGGGGAUUCUCCAACUAUAUCAUUGCAUUUGUGCUAGGUUCAGAAAUUCUAAGCCCAAAAACCAGAGUGAUCUUUUGUUCUCUUGGAGUUUUUAUGGGCUCAGGGUUGGGGUACAUGGCAAUGCCUGCAGCAGCGUACUUCCUCCGGGAAUGGCGGUUGCUGUUGAUUCCAAUGGCUGCAUGUGGAUUGAUCUAUGUUCCUCUGUGGUGGAUUGUCCCAGAGUCUCCCCGUUGGCUGCUCUCUCAGGGCAGAGUAAACGAAGCUGAAGCUAUACUGAAGGAUGCUGCCAAGAAGAAUAAAGUGGAAGCCCCACAGGCGAUUUUUACACAAGCUGAGGUUGAAGAUGCACUGACAAAGAAGGAGGAAAAAGAGGGAAACAACAUUUUGGUCAUCGUGAAAAACUGCAAUAUUUUCACUGUCACAUUAAUAUGUUCACUUCUGUGGAUCAUCAUCACCAUUAGCUACUUUGCUUUAGUCCUCAACACUUCCAACCUGAAUGGUGACCCUUACAUAAACAGCUUCUUGUCUGCUGUGGUAGAGGUUCCAGCUUACAUAAUUGCCUUGAUACUGCUUAAGUUCUGCUCGAGGCACUUCUGCCAGUCUUCCACACUCUUUCUCGGAGGCGUCAUGAUCCUCUGUGUCCACCUCAUUCCUAUAGAUUUACCCAGUGUGGCUGUUUUUCUUGAGAUGUUGGGAAAGUUUGGCAUCACAUCAGCAUUCUGUGUUGUGUAUGCUGUCACAUCAGAGCUCUUCCCCACAGUUAUCAGAAAUACAGCAAUGGGGAUUUGUUCCAUGGCUGCACGUAUUGGCACUAUCAUCUCCCCUUUUAUUAUUUACUUAGGACAACAAUUCAAGGCACUCCCUUACAUACUGAUGGGAGUUCUAGCCAUAUGUGGUGCUGUCUUAUGUUUUGUGUUGCCUGAAACUUAUGGAAAAACAUUGCCAGAGACUAUAUCACAAAUGCCACAGAUAUGCAGCAGGAGAAGAGGAGAAAAGAAAAAGGAUGAAAAUGAAGCGAGACCAUCUGUUUGCGAGUUCAAAGAAUCCAAAUUAUAGUUAGUCAAGCUUUUUUCUCACCGCUUUAUUAUUUUUGUGCAAUUCUGUUUUACAGCUUUUAUCUUGAACUUGUAACAGUCCUCGUUACAUACCAUAUGUGGUUGUUUAACUAACUUAUGUUAUUGUGAAGUCUGUUAUC
Molecule: messenger RNA, 1846 nt
Organism: Archocentrus centrarchus (flier cichlid)
Lineage: Eukaryota; Metazoa; Chordata; Actinopteri; Cichliformes; Cichlidae
Gene: slc22a4
Product: solute carrier family 22 member 4
Exons: 10
Coding region: 1-1707 (568 amino acids)
Biological process (GO): transmembrane transport
Cellular component (GO): membrane
Molecular function (GO): transmembrane transporter activity
Source: RefSeq, a predicted model, not a curated record